AAUUCCCUUCAAUUAUUCCUGCACAAAAAAGGUCUGUGGAAUAUAUGCCUUUUUUUUUGGCUCAACAGAUUAGAACCAAAGAUUUCAUAACUUCAGAUUUUGGAGGUGUGCUUUGUGGUUGUGGUGAUUUAUGGCUCGCUGUGGCGAUUUGGUUUGGUUGAUGUUCAUGUGGAGCUUGUGGAGUUCUGGUUGUAAUGGUGCAACAGACACACUGAAACCAGGUGAAAGUUUAGAUUCUGAAGGUUUACUAGUUUCUGCAAGUGGGAGGUUCACUAUGAAUUUUCGUGUUUAUGAUCAUGAGGCAAGCUUGAGCUACUUAGUUAUAAAGUAUAGUGCGAGUCAGUUAUAUGCUUGGGUUGGGAAUAGAGAAACACCCAUGUUGUCCCCUUUUGGAGUUCUUACAUUGGACAGGAACUACACAUUGAAGAUUACUCAAAGGGAUGGGGAUUCAGUGGUGCUUUAUUCUGCUGAUUCGGAAACUAUUGUUGGUGAUGUUGUGGCUGUUCUUAAGGAUGAUGGCAAUUUUGUGCUACAAGAAUUGAGCUCUGAUGGAUCGACGAAGAGGGUUUUGUGGCAGAGUUUCGAUUAUCCUGGAGAUGUGCUUCUGCCAGGUAUGAAAUUGGGGGUCAACCGUAGUAAUGGCCACAAUUGGUCAGUCUCUUGCUGGUUAACUGAGAAAAGUGCAGUGCCAGGACCGUUCACUCUUGAUUGGGAUCCUGAUGCAAAAGAAUUGAAAAUUAAGCGGCGUGGGGUGGUGUAUUGGAGUAGUGGAGUGUUUCGAGAUGGGAGUUUUGAAAAUAUUAAGAAGAGGUAUAACUUUAGCGUUGUUUCAAAGGAGAAUGAAGACUAUUUCACCUACACUGCCCUCGAUGAAAAUGCUAUUUCAGAAUGGGUGCUCACCACAAUAGGGCGACUAAAAAACUUUGAUGGAUCACUUGAUAUUGCAAAAGCAGAUGAGUGCUAUGGGUAUAAUACCGAGGGAGGAUGCCAGACUUGGGACCAGCCAACUAAGUGCGCGCGCUUUGGUUAUGUAUUUGGGCAAGAAAAUGGUUACUUUAAUCCAAUAGAUUCUAGCGGCUCUCUUAACACGUCAAUAACUGAUGCAAAUACAAGUCUCAGUAUUAGUGAUUGUAAGGCUGCUUGUUGGGCAAAUUGUAACUGUCGUGGAUUCAUCUGGUUGAAUACUAAUCAGACUGGAUGCCGGUAUUGGAUUGGAAACUUGAAAUUCAUUCCAGACAGCACAGGUUACAGUUCAAUUGUUGUAUAUUUCUUAACAACAAAGUCAGCCGACGGCAGCUCAGCACAUAAGUGGAUAUGGAUCGGCGCUGCUAUUGGCACUUCUGUAAUUUUGAUGGUGGUUUGCAUCAUCUGCUGUCUAUUAAGAAGAAGAAAACUCUCUGUUUUUGGGAAGAACAAGGCAAAGAUUAAUGAGAGGGACCUGCUUGACUUAAGGGGAUCUGAUAUAUCAAUUGAGGUGCAUGGGAUCCAGAAUGAAGGAUCGAUGGGACAUGAUUUUAGAGCAUUUAGUUAUGAAUCUGUCAUGGCUGCCACAGACUACUUCUCCCUACAAAACAAGCUAGGAGAGGGGGGCUUUGGACCAGUUUAUAAGGGAAAAUUGUCAUCAGGGCGAGAAGUAGCUGUAAAAAGGCUUUCAACAGGUUCAGUUCAGGGUAUAUCAGAGUUCAAAAAUGAAUUGAUACUCAUAUCUGAACUCCAGCAUACUAACCUUGUUCAGCUCUUGGGAUAUUGCAUUCAUGGUGCAGAAAGAAUGUUAAUAUACGAGUAUCUUCCAAACAAAAGUUUAGACUACAUAUUAUUUGAUUCAAACAGAGGGUUGUUACUAGAUUGGAAUAGACGUUUCAAUAUAAUUGAAGGAAUUGCUCAGGGAUUGCUUUACUUGCACAAAUACUCAAGAUUGAAAGUAAUUCAUAGAGAUCUUAAAGCUAGUAACAUACUACUUGAUGAAGAUAUGAAUCCCAAAAUUUCAGAUUUUGGUAUGGCAAGGAUUUUCACAGUUAACGAAGUUGAAGCGAAUACUAAUCGUAUUGUUGGGACAUAUGGUUACAUGUCUCCUGAGUAUGCUAUGGAGGGAAUUUUUUCCGGAAAAUCUGAUGUCUUUAGUUUUGGAGUGUUAAUGCUCGAAAUCAUUAGUGGCAGGAGAAACAACAGCUUCCACAAUGAUCACCGUGCACUCAAUUUAGUAGGAUAUACAUGGGAGUUAUGGAAAGAAGGUGCAGGACUAGAUUUAAUGGAUCCAAGGCUGAGCGACUCAUGUGAUAAAGAACAACUGCUAAGAUGCAUACAUGUUGGUUUAUUAUGUGUGGAAGAAGAUGCAGAACAUAGGCCAGCCAUGUCUGAUGCCUUAACACUGCUGACCAAUGAAAGUUUGCCAUUACCUACACCAACAAAACCAGCAUUUUUCCCAGUAAGACGUAGGGCUGAAGUUGAUGUAAGUGGGAGCAGAUCAGAAAUUUCAUCAACUGACUUAUCAAACUCCUUUGUUAUGGGGCGAUGAUAACAUAUGUUUGGCAGUGGCUCAGAAUUAUUCUUGCACGAAUGUGAUUGUACUUUGUUUAGAGAAGUUACUUGCUGGGACAUAUGUGCUUGCGGAAGCAGGUGGGUAAACUGCCAAGUUAUCCUGGUCGAGUUAGAACAACUGAGGUUUCUUUGUGAUUUGUUCUGCUGUACAAAGUUUCUCAUACAUUAACACAUAUCUCCUCUGUAUUGUAGUUUGUGACUUGUGUAUUAGCCUAUUAGGUGAUUGAUGUGUAAACAAGGGAUCACAAUUGUUUUAAUACUUGAUGUGUAUAAUAUGUACUGUCACUCAAAUCUUGCUGAAUACUGUUGUGAUUCUGAGACGCCUUCA
Messenger RNA from Argentina anserina (silverweed cinquefoil), 2866 nucleotides. RefSeq names its product G-type lectin S-receptor-like serine/threonine-protein kinase CES101. Bases 131 to 2515 code for a protein of 794 amino acids. Gene Ontology annotation, cellular component: plasma membrane. Gene Ontology annotation, molecular function: protein serine/threonine kinase activity; ATP binding. Gene Ontology annotation, biological process: protein phosphorylation. Lineage: Eukaryota; Viridiplantae; Streptophyta; Magnoliopsida; Rosales; Rosaceae. The transcript has 7 exons. The record is from RefSeq and is a predicted model, not a curated record.